This is a messenger RNA of Thyridium curvatum, 765 nucleotides long. RefSeq lists its product as uncharacterized. The transcript has 2 exons. Gene Ontology annotation, cellular component: cell wall. Bases 1 to 765 code for a protein of 254 amino acids. The record is from RefSeq and is a predicted model, not a curated record. Gene Ontology annotation, molecular function: manganese ion binding. Lineage: Eukaryota; Fungi; Ascomycota; Sordariomycetes; Thyridiales; Thyridiaceae.
AUGUACUCCAAGAGCGCAGUCGCUGCCAUCCUCCUCACCUCCGUCGCCGGAGUUCUCGGUGCCCCGGCCCCGGCAGAGUCUCAGCAGUCCUCACAGACCGCGACCGUUUCGCCUCCAGCUGCAACCCCCGAGCUGAGCCUGACGGCCCGACUGACGCUGGCUGAUACUGCCGCGGACCGCUAUGCCCUCCUGCCCGACGACAAGCAGUUUGUCUUCGACUUCAACCAGGAGCAGAAGGGCGCCGGCAAGGGCGGCCAGCUCGUCGCCGCCAACCGCAAGACCUUCCCCGCCCUCGUCGGCACCGGCGCCGGCAUGGCCGUCGGCCGCGUCGGCCCCUGCGGCAUCAACACCUUCCACGUGCACCCGCGCGGGGCCGAGCUGCAGAUCGUCGUCAAGGGCAGCCUCGUCACCGAGAUGACGCCCGAGAACGGGGUCAACAACGCGGACGGCACCCGCCGCGUCAUCAAGACCACCCUCAAGCCCUUCCAGAUGACGCCGUUCCCGCAGGGAAGCGUCCACGUCCAGUUCAACGACAACUGCGACGAGACCGUCUUCGUCGCUGCCUUCCCCAGCGAGGACUUUGGUACCGGCCAGGUGGCGGAUGAGCUGUUUGCUGCCGCCGACGACGACCUCGUCGCUGCCGUCCUGGGACAGUCCAUCGACGGCGCCCAGGUCGACAAGAUUCGCAAGGCCAUCCCCAAGAGCAUUGCUCAGGGAGUGGAUUCGUGCCUCAAGAAGUGCAACAUCCCGAAGCGGUCUCUGUAA